Molecule: messenger RNA, 324 nt
Organism: Wasmannia auropunctata (little fire ant)
Lineage: Eukaryota; Metazoa; Arthropoda; Insecta; Hymenoptera; Formicidae
Product: 40S ribosomal protein S21-like
Exons: 2
Biological process (GO): translation
Cellular component (GO): ribosome
Molecular function (GO): structural constituent of ribosome
Source: RefSeq, a predicted model, not a curated record
AAAACGUGUGCCAAUCCGAACGCGAGUGCAAUUUUUCAAAUAGACGUUUCGAGUUCCACGCCUUUGCUCCUCAGACGUCCUCCAAUUCGUCGUUAUUGUAAAAUUUGCUGUGACAAUUGCACAAUCGCCUCUGAUGUCGACCCGGAGACGGGACGCAUGACCGACACCCACAAGAUGUACGCAAUCUGUGGAGCGAUUCGUCGAAUGGGAGAAUCCGACGACUGCAUAGUGAGAUUGACAAAGAAUGAUGGGUUGCUGUCAAAAAACUUUUAAUCUAAUUAUGUAAGAAAUUUAUUUUCAAUAAAUUAAAAAAGCUAAAACUAA